Sus scrofa (pig) is the source of this 4733-nucleotide messenger RNA. It is a transcript of the gene PTPN1, whose product is annotated as protein tyrosine phosphatase non-receptor type 1. The record is from RefSeq and is a predicted model, not a curated record. Gene Ontology annotation, cellular component: cytoplasm; endoplasmic reticulum; early endosome. Lineage: Eukaryota; Metazoa; Chordata; Mammalia; Artiodactyla; Suidae. Gene Ontology annotation, biological process: negative regulation of PERK-mediated unfolded protein response; negative regulation of ERK1 and ERK2 cascade; peptidyl-tyrosine dephosphorylation. Gene Ontology annotation, molecular function: protein kinase binding; non-membrane spanning protein tyrosine phosphatase activity.
GCUGUGCGUACUUCCGGCUGCCGGGUUGACAUGAAGAAGCAGCGGCGGCCGGGGCGGCGGUAGCGGCCGGAGUCGAGGUUUGCUGCGGGACUCCGGGCGGAGUGUGCGAAGCGGCCGAGAGAAACAGACGGCGCAGUGGGCCCAGGAGGAGGCGCAGCAGCCGCCCUGGCCGGUCAUGGAGAUGGAAAAGGAGUUCGAGCAGAUCGACAAGGCCGGGAACUGGGCGGCCAUUUACCAGGAUAUCCGACACGAAGCCAGUGACUUCCCCUGUAGAGUGGCCAAGCUUCCCAAGAACAAGAACCGAAACAGGUACAGAGAUGUCAGUCCCUUUGACCAUAGUCGGAUUAAACUCCAUCAAGAAGAUAAUGACUAUAUCAAUGCUAGUUUGAUAAAAAUGGAAGAAGCCCAAAGGAGUUACAUUCUCACCCAGGGCCCAUUGCCCAAUACCUGUGGUCACUUUUGGGAGAUGGUGUGGGAGCAGAAGAGCAGGGGCGUUGUUAUGCUCAACAGAGUGAUGGAGAAAGGAUCGUUAAAAUGUGCACAGUACUGGCCACAAAAAGAAGAAAAAGAAAUGAUCUUUGAAGACACAAAUUUGAAAUUGACAUUGAUCUCUGAAGAUAUUAAGUCAUAUUACACCGUCCGACAGCUAGAAUUGGAAAACCUCACGUCUCAAGAAACUCGAGAGAUCUUACAUUUCCACUAUACCACAUGGCCUGACUUUGGAGUCCCCGAAUCGCCAGCCUCAUUCCUGAACUUUCUUUUCAAAGUCCGUGAGUCGGGGUCCCUCAGCCUGGAGCAUGGCCCCAUCGUGGUGCACUGCAGUGCCGGUAUCGGCAGGUCGGGGACCUUCUGUCUGGCUGACACUUGCCUCUUGCUGAUGGACAAAAGGAAAGACCCUUCUUCUGUUGAUAUCAAGAAAGUUCUAUUAGAAAUGAGGAAGUUUCGGAUGGGACUGAUCCAGACAGCAGACCAGCUCCGUUUCUCCUACCUGGCUGUGAUCGAGGGUGCCAAAUUCAUCAUGGGAGACUCUUCAGUACAGGAGCAAUGGAAGGAACUCUCCCACGAGGACCUGGAGCCCCCACCAGAGCACGUCCCCCCGCCUCCUCGGCCUCCCAAACGAAUCCUGGAGCCGCACAAUGGGAAAUGCAAGGAGUUCUUCCCAAACCACCAGUGGGUAAAGGAUGAGACUGAGGAGGAUAAAGAAGAUGGCCCUAUCAAGGAAGAAACCAGAACCCCCUUAAACGUCUCCUGCAGCCUAGAAAGCGCGAGUCAAGACACUGAAGUCAGAAGGCGGGUCGUGGGGGCAGGUUCUGCCCAGGGAGAGCCAUCACCACCCAAGGAGGAGCAGGACCAGGCGUUGACUCCCUGGAAGCCCUUCCUGGUCAACAUGUGCAUGGCCACAGUCCUCACCGCUGGCGCGUACCUCUGCUACCGGGUAUGUUUUCACUGACGGACGUGCUGGCCAGACCGCGUGUACAGAAAGCCCUGGCCACCAGCCCGGCGUUAGCACUCAGAGCAGGAGGCUCUGAGCCAGUCUCAGAAGAAGCAGAUCAAAGGUUUUCAAAGUCUGGAACUGUGAAGGGCUAACAGGAGAGAAUUAAGGAUUGAUGCACUGGGGUUUUAAGGAGCCCUGUGGUCCCAAGAAUAUAAGAGUCUAAUCUCAGGGCCUUAACCUAUUCAGGAGUAAGUAGAGAAAAUGCCAAAUAUGUCUCGCUCUCUUUUUUCUUUCUUUCUUUUCUUUUCUUUUUUUUUUUUUUUUUUUUUUUUUUUUUUUGGUUCAUUUAUUUUUGAAAAAAAAUAAUAGAAUUACAACACAUUGUUGUUUUUAACCUUUAUAAAAAGCAGCUUUUUGUUAUUUCUAGGGGAAAAGAAAAAUGACUAGGCACUUAUGAAACUCUUGUAACCUUAGGUGGUGUAACCAGAUACACAAUUUUUAUUUGAUUUCCCAGGGAAAGACUCCCACACUUUGACGAAUGUAAACUCCUUUGGAAAAGAGGGUUUAAGGGUUUCGGACACUGUCUCGCUCAGGCACCUCCUCUGCUGCGCUCACACGGAGCUGGGACAGUGCCUGUGAGCUUUCCCAUUUUAAGGAAAACAGCAAAAGGCCGUCUGGAGAAAACAAGUCCGCUUCUGCUUUUGCUCAGGGUGCCGCGCUGGUCUCGCAAUGUCUGUUUCUCCACCCAUCCAUCCCUUCUCGUUAUAGCCGUCCUGCACGUGGCCUGCCCCCAUGGCUCCAUCCGCCUGCACGGGGUUCCUCGGGGCCCCUGCCUCAGGGUCAGAGGUCACCACAGUGUGGCCACCAGCUUUUCACCCUGCCCCUGAGAUCCAGAAAGAGCGGUUUCCACUUCGCUUGGAAUAUAAAUGCGGUUUCAGUAGAAAUCCACACAUUAGAAGUGUGUCGCAGUUAAAGUUGAGGAGGAGAAUAAGGAUUAGCCUCAAAACUGGUCAUGGAUACCACCUCACAGACCUUUUUUUUAUGAUUUUCAAUAUUUUGCCUCUUUCUAAGCAGCCGUCUUUGAGUGCAUCAGAUGGUUUAGCAACACGCAAACAGAUUUUUCCUUAGGGGUGAUUUUUGGAAAGGGAGAGCUACUAUUUAAAAAAAAUCCAAACCCUCUUCGCUGGGGUGGGGCUGGGGGUGGUAUGUGAGUCCACAGCUCUGCAGGAGUGGGUCCCAGCUCACCUGAAAACAUUUGGUUUCAGUCCAGUUCCCGUUCAACAGCAACACAUAAAAUGACCCACCUAGCAGGCAGCGUGGUAGGUGAGGGCCGCCGGACCGCGUAGCCUGCCGGGCCCGACAGACCUGUGGUCUGCACUAAAGCCUCCCCGGGCUGUUGGUCUCACCUACGCGUCCUUUAACUGUUCUCCCUCCCCGUCCUUCGAGUACCAGAUCCACACCCCCUUUUUGAGGAGGGCACAGGAGAGCACUGUGAAGGUGGCAAGAGGGAAGGCAGCCUGGGCGGGGGAGGGGGCUGUUUGUGUCCCCCUCGGCUUGUCCCCAGCAGGCAGCACGCAGCAUCCUCCCCACAGCCCUCCACAGAGCCCGAGGGCAGUGAGUCUCUCCACUCCAUAUUUAUUUUUUAAUUUUUUCCCCCAAAGGUUUCCGUAGUGCACUAGCAUUUUCUUAAACCGAUAAUGUAUUAAAGUUUUUUGAUGUCAGCCUUGCAUCAAGGGCUUUAUCAAAAAGUACAAUAAUAAACCCUCAGGUAGUGCUGGGCACGUAGGACUUUGCCAUGAGCUGCUGCGUCAGACCAGCACUAGGAAGGAGGACGGUUGUAAGCAGUCGUUAUUUCCUGACAUUGUGGUAACGUGAGGAGAGGUUUGCGUAUGUGUGUGGAACAGUGGGCUAACAUAUAAUGAACAUUGGAUAUUUAAGACACAUGGUGUGCGAUUUCUUUGUCCUGGUUACUCCCCUCCCCGGUUUCCUGCCAGAACCUUGAUCUCAGUCAGCGCUCUCCCUGUGUGUUAUUAGGAUGCAUGUACAGUCUUCUUGUGGCCCGAUCAAAUACCACGUGCUUGAAAUACUUAGAUCUCUGCUUACUAACGUGCCCCCUGUACAAGUCCCAUCUGCCUUUGCAUGAUCUGAUCAUUACGUGGCUGUGGUUCCUAAGACUGUUGCUGAAAUAGUCGCCAUUCAGCGGUGGAGUGAUGUUUUCCAAUGACAGAUAUUUUGCCUAAUUCCUGGCAUGACACUCUGAUGACUUCCUAGUGAGGCCCGGCCAUCCUGGUCCAGCUGGGUCCCACUGUAACUCAGACAUUCCAAGGGGAAGGGAAGCCAUAGCCACACCUCGUGCUCUGGACAUUUUGACAAGCAGGGUCCCCCCGACACAGCUUUGGGAUCAGCCUCCACUCUCCCAAGUUCACACUCUUCUGGAGCAGAGACCGUGAUUUGGAAUCAAGAUGACUGUUGGAAACCACACUUCUGGAAACAGCCUGGACAACGGUCCCUUCAAGUCUGCCUGCUGCCCUUUAGGUCUGGGGCCCUGCCGAGCGAGGCCUCUGCCCCCGCCCUUGAACCCUGGGGACUGAUGGUGCUCACGACUCUUCCUCCGAGGGAAACUUAAGACCUCCACAUUAAGUGGCUUUUUAAACAAGAAAAAAAAAAAAAGGCAGCUGUAGCUCACGAGCUGCUCUUUUGCCAGCAUUUUCACAUUUUGCCUUUCACGUGUCAGAAGCUCGUGCAGAGAAAUUCCAUGGUGGGAACAUCUGAGGCGUCACCGCGUAGAGCCUUGGUGAGGUGUGGAUAAGGCCGAGGUGCCAGGCUGGGAGCAUUUUGAGUUGGGCUUGUUUGUCUGUUUUUUAAGUCCUGUAUAUGUAUGUAGUAGUUUGGGUGUGUAUAUAUCGUAGCAUUUCAAAUGGAUAUACUGGUUUAACCUCCUAUCCUUGGAAAACAGAUGGCUCUCCAUCUUGUCACACGUAUGUUAGAGAAGUAGCGAGCUGCUCUGCUAUAUGCCUUAAGCCAAUAUUUACUCAUCAGGUCAUUAUUUUUUACGAUGGCCAUAGAAUAAACCAUUUGUAGAAAAAUAAAAACAAACAAAAAAAGCAAGGUGUUUUGGUAUAAUACCUUUUCAGGUGUGUGUAUAUGUGGAUGCAUGAGGCGGGGGGUGGGGGUGGGGGCGCGUCUCAGGGUCUUCUGUGACCUCACAGAAUUGUCAAACUGUACAGGUUUCCAACUUGCCAUAUAAAUGAUGGGUUUGCAUUUUAGUUGCAACAAUAAAACUUUUUUCUAAAGAACA